AAACAGCGGACAUUCGUUUACAUAUCUUCAAGUGUAAACUCCUCCCGGCCGGGCUGUAAAGACCAUGCAAACGAGCUAACCCCAAGCUAACCAGGAAGUGACAGAAGAAUAUUCCAGGCAAAACAGAAACAACCUUGUUUAGCGAGAACCGCAGACAGCGUCUUCUGUCGAGGAGCAGAUAUUCUGUAUUUUUAGAAGCAGUUAAACCUCACAGCUGUUCUACUUUUUUAAUUAUGUAUUAUUUUACAACCGAGAGAGGAACACUGGCUACUUGGGUGAUUUGUGGUGCCUUCCUGCUGUGUGUUAGCUUUGUUAGCCAGGGGGACUGCCAAACAACUCCAACUCCACCAACCCCCUGCUCUGUCUACAGAAAUUGUGACACCUGUGUUCCCCAUGCCAAGUGCCUGUGGUGCUUCAGCACCAACAACUGCACUGAGUACCCAGUGAGAUGGCUGCUGCCCCCUGCCUCAGUGUGCCAGCUGUCCCAGGCCCGCUGGGGGGUGUGUUGGUUUAACUUCGAAGCCCUGAUCAUCACCCUGGGUGUCGUGGGGGGUGUCAUCCUUAUCAGCAUUAUGGUAUGCUGCUGCUGCUGCUGCUGCUGCAAGAAGAGGCGCUCAAGGCCUGACAGAGAUGAGGAGAGAUUUGUCAGGAGGAGGGAGGAGAUCAAACAGCGCGCGGAGGAACGGAAUGUUGAGAGAAAGGAGAGGCACGACCAGAUCCGCAAGAAGUAUGGUCUGAUGAGUGACUCGGACCACCCGUACAGCAAGUUUGAGAACGAGUAACGCCGCAGCUCUGGAGACGCUCCACAGGCAGCGUGUGGAGCUCAGCCUUCUCUCUCUUAUAGGCAAAAAUCACUUUUCACACUUUUCAUAUUUAGGAUGGAUGAAGCUAGUUUUAAAAAACUUCUUGCAAAGUUCUGUAGUCCUCUGAAUUUUCGUUCUAUAGGCUGCCUCUUUUUAAAUAUUGUAGUUUCAUAUCAGCUUUUGCACUUUGUACAUACAGUAUUGAUUAAUGAAAUACUAAAUAAUGAUUGUAACUCAGAUGUGCUCCAACACAUGAAUAAAUGUCUCCUCUUUUAAAAGCA
Molecule: messenger RNA, 1084 nt
Organism: Eleginops maclovinus (Patagonian blennie)
Lineage: Eukaryota; Metazoa; Chordata; Actinopteri; Perciformes; Eleginopidae
Product: pituitary tumor-transforming gene 1 protein-interacting protein
Exons: 7
Coding region: 234-782 (182 amino acids)
Biological process (GO): protein import into nucleus
Cellular component (GO): cytoplasm; nucleus
Source: RefSeq, a predicted model, not a curated record